CCAAGAAAAAGUAAUUGCUGUGAUGUACUCCUUCCAUAUUGAGUUCUGAAGCCACAAACCAAGUAUAUACUAAGCCCAAAAAACAGAGGAAAAACGAAGAAGACGGCACAUGAAAUUAGCAUGAGUAACCCAAGUGGCCAAGUCCAACAAAUGAAGUGGUCAAUGACAGUUAACUUGGUUCCAAAAAUCAAAAUCAAUGAACAGGUCCUUGCAGAUCUUUCCACAACACAAUCAGCAGAUUACAGCUAAUGAGGAUCUUAAGAGAUGUCCCUAGACUAAGCCUUCCAAAUCGCACCUAACACCUUCAGAGCAACUACUGAAAUAAUCGUCCUUUCUUGACAGGACGAAAGACAAAAGGGAAAUGGCCACCUUAAAGCACUUCACACAUCGAUGCCAUCCACUGAAGGAAUUUUCAGAGGAUAAUGAGUUCAAAUGUGAUGGCUGUGAAAUGUUAGGCAUCGGACAGAGAUACCAAUGUAGGGAAUGCAGUUUCAAUCUGCAUAUGCAUUGUGGCCAUUGUCCUGCAGAUCUUUGCUCAUUUAUGCACCCAAAACACCGACUUCACUUGACCUUAGUGCAAAGGUCAAGAGCCUCAUUUUCCAUCAAACAUGCCUGUGAAGUAUGUGGUAAGGGUGUAAGGGGGCUAUUCUAUCACUGUAAGCGGUGUGAAAUUUAUGUUCACCCACUUUGUAGCCAAUUGCCUCAAUAUGUACACUACAUAACAGAUGUAGAGCACAGCUUAGAGCUACAGCAUCGAGAACAAUCUAAUUCUUGCACUGUUUGUGGGGGAUACUGCAGUCACUGGUAUUACAAAUGUGGCAAGUGCCCAAUAAUCCUUCAUAUUGACUGUCUACUAUCAAAACUUCUGCUUUCCAAACCACUACCUCUGCAAAAGAAAAAGUCAACUUUCUUUUCUUGGUCAUCACAGAAAAAAAGGUCAACCGUGGCAUGGUGGUGGUUCUGUGUAGCUUUUGUUAUGGCUUUACACUUACUUCACCUGGUAAGGGAACCCCAAUCUCCUGCAGAUCACAGAUAAAUGUGUUACAUAGAAGAGGCAACUCAGGUGAGUUUGCAGUUGCGCUUCAUGAAUUAUUUCUUUUUUCAAAUCAUCCAAAUACUUGUA
Molecule: messenger RNA, 1123 nt
Organism: Chenopodium quinoa (quinoa)
Lineage: Eukaryota; Viridiplantae; Streptophyta; Magnoliopsida; Caryophyllales; Amaranthaceae
Exons: 1
Coding region: 362-1036 (224 amino acids)
Source: RefSeq, a predicted model, not a curated record